This is a messenger RNA of Daphnia carinata, 777 nucleotides long. RefSeq lists its product as uncharacterized. Gene Ontology annotation, cellular component: histone deacetylase complex. Gene Ontology annotation, molecular function: transcription corepressor activity; protein binding. The record is from RefSeq and is a predicted model, not a curated record. The coding region runs from base 1 to 777 and encodes 258 amino acids. The transcript is spliced from 4 exons. NCBI's taxonomy places the organism in Eukaryota, Metazoa, Arthropoda, Branchiopoda, Diplostraca, Daphniidae. Gene Ontology annotation, biological process: regulation of transcription by RNA polymerase II.
AUGAAUCAAAAUAUUGUUUCAGUAGAAGAAUCUGACACUUCAGUUGAAUCACACAACGGUGGAGAUGGGUAUUGGAUAAUUCGUUUCCAUCCAACGUUACCGGUACUUGCGUGUAGCUCCAUCAGUCAAGUGUUAUUAUUUUGUGUACCUGGAGGAUGGUUCGAUACCUCAUUUUCCCAGUGGAAGAAAUCUCAAGUUCAACUUAAACAGAAUCAAAGGCCGAUGGAAAUUAUUGCUAUGGACUGGAACACUGACGGUACACAAUUAGCGACUGGCUGUUCAGAUGGGACUAUCAUCGUUUGGGAGUAUCCUAGUGGCGACAUUCUCUUUGAAGUAGAGAGCCAUUUAAAACCACUUACUGAGAUGAAUUGGAAUCUAUUCAAAACAAACAUCUUGGCUACCCUUGAUGAUGAUCAAACGCAAUUAUCAUGGGAUCCAGUUGUUUCUGGUUGCAGCAUUGAGGAGGUAAAUCCUCCACGUGCUAUCCACUGGAAUGAAAAUGUGUCUGUGGCGAGGUACAAAGAAAGCGGAGAAGAUGACUGCGAGCCAGAAGACGAACAGGAAAAAGAAACCGAUAGAAUGAACUGGGUCUCUUCAGAUGAAAUCGCAGCUUGUUUUGAUUGCGGUGAGAUCAGCGAAAACGAUGACCGCCUAAAAUCUCGACUCGUGCCCUUUCUACAUGGUGGGCGUAGCAUAGUAAGUGUCCUCUUUGAUUUAUUGCUGGCGUUUCGUGGUUUUCGUUGUCUCAAGUUGGCCCUAUUUGCCUUUUCUGUUUAG